UUUUUACUUGCUGAAAAAUCCGAGUUUAUUCUCGUCCGUAACUUUACGAUGUGUCUACCCGUGGUCACUUUGUGAAUACGCAACGCCUCUCACAUCUGGGCAGAUGCCAGCUAAAUCGAGUGUUUCAACAAUCAGGCUACAUCCCCGUUUUUAAUAUUAAGUCUUUGAGCCAAGGGGGCUAUUUCAGUCUGAGCGACAAGAAGCCAGCAGCAGGUGCUUGCCAGAGCCAGAGUGGCACUACGUUGUGGUUGCGGACCGAAGAGAGAGAUAUUGUUCAUCACAGCUGAGGUACUGUAUCGAGAGGGACACAUGUUUUCGCUUUCAUCGGCUAAGGGGUCCAUUGUGGGAAGAGUCUGGUUGGACGAACACGGUGUUGGGACGACACUAGGCUGAGCGAGCCGUUCAGGGUCUGUUCGUGGUGCUGAAACCGUCGGGCGCUAAUUCUGCAGUGAUGCAAGGAUGGGAGGCCGUACAAGAUAAGGCGAUGUAUUACUUCCGUUCUUCUAACAGUUGAUCGAAAAGAAAUGCGGGCACUAUAUAUCUACAGGAAUCUUCAAUUGUGAGCCCAGAAGGCACUACACCUGGAGCGACCUUUGUUAAGCAUUUUAUAUUGGAGGCAUACGGACAAGAGUCUACAAUUGUCGCAACCCGCAUUUAAAGACAACAUAAGCUCAUUGUGAUUUAAUUCAUUUUUGUUAAAAAAAUGUCCAUUUGUAUCAUUACUCGAGAAAAAUAACACCACGCUAGCACUGGCAGCAUGCAGAAUUAAGAUCGUGUACGGAAUUUACAAAGCGGUAGAGGAAUGAGCGCAGAAGCAGCUUGGCACGCAGCACCGCGGCCACAGAGACCGCGCAGGUCCCAUUCAGUGCCUCAUCGGCUGUUUUCAUUUGGCAAGUAAACCCUCGUUUAACUUCUUCUCCAGAAUGAUACACUUGUGCAAGACUGUGACCCCCGAACGGCCCGGAGAACAGCAGAAUAACUUAAGUGACCUGUCUGUUUGGUUGGGAUUGCGGCACAGACGCUAGUGAUUAACGCGUACAUCUGCACGGCGCUUCACCUGCAGCGUUUCUGGACACCUGCAUGUGCUGCGGACAAGACAUCUUCAGAACCUGCUCAGUCCCUCCGGCCCCUUCGAGCCCAGUGCCGCAAAUGUGACGAGCAAAACCCGCCUUACGAUAAGUCUCGUUCAUCAAAGCGGACUGCUGGACUAAAGAACAUGGCUUGUCUGCCCAUUUACUUGAACUCCGCUGUCUUCAUGCUAUUUGGCUGGGACGCCUGGUUUGUCACCGCAAAUCGACCCCGGUCCCCUGUCAAUGUGACUGUCACUCAGCUGAAAGCCGACUCUGCCACGGUGUCAUGGGACAUACCUGAGGGGGAUGUCAUUAUCGGCUACGCUAUCUCACAACAGAGACAAGACGGUCAGAUGCAGAGGUUCAUCCGAGAAGUAAACACAACAAAUCGAGCUUGUGUCCUGUGGGAUCUCGAGGAAGACACUGAUUACAUCAUCCAGGUUCAGUCCAUUGGGUUCCAUGGAGAGAGCCAAGCUAGCAAGCGGGUUCAUUUUCGAACUUUAAAGGAGACGGACCGGUUCCCUUCCAACAGCUCCAACCAAGAUGAUCCAACAGUGCAGGGCCUCAACAAAUAUCGGCAGCUGCAGACUGGAGAGUUGAUGAUCAUUGUGGUGGUCCUCGUCAUGUGGGCAGCUGUGAUUGCUCUAUUUUGUCGGCAGUACGACAUCAUAAAGGACAAUGACUCAAACAACAACAAGGAAAAAGCCAAACCCUCCUCUGAACACAGCACUCCUGAAAGGCCAUCUGGAGGCAUCCUACGCAGCAAGUUUCAAAAAACUCCAUCAAUCAAUAUAAUUGAAGUGUGACGGCACGAGGCUAAGCGAUCCUAAAGAGCAAGUCAAGAAGCCAAGCCAUCUCCUGCAGUUUGUCAACCCUUGGGACUCCUAUGAGGGAGAGGACCGACUCGGACUCUGAGCUUUUUUUUUUCCCCCUCCUUUUCAAAAUGCAUGUGUCCCCUUCCAAGCCAUUUGACUCUCGAAUAAA
Messenger RNA from Erpetoichthys calabaricus (reedfish), 2054 nucleotides. It is a transcript of the gene fndc4a, whose product is annotated as fibronectin type III domain containing 4a. The record is from RefSeq and is a predicted model, not a curated record. The transcript is spliced from 6 exons. Lineage: Eukaryota; Metazoa; Chordata; Cladistia; Polypteriformes; Polypteridae. Gene Ontology annotation, molecular function: protein binding. The coding region runs from base 1217 to 1876 and encodes 219 amino acids.